AUGAUAAAGCUGACAAUAUUUUUAUUACUGUCCAUAUUUAGUUUCAACUUGUAUGGAUUAGAAUUAAGUGAAAAGGUUUCUAUGAAAUAUGGAUCUGAACAAGGUGUUGAAAAUGUAGAUGUGAAUACAAAGUUAUGUAGUGAUAUAUUGAAAUUCAUAUAUAUGGAUGAAUAUUUAUCUGAAGAUGAUAAAAGUUCAUUUGAAAAGAAAUGUCAUAAUGUUAUUGGAAAUAUAAGAAAUACAUUUAGUAAUAGAAAUACAAUAAAAGAAGGAAAUGAAUUUUUGAUGAGUAUAUUACAUAUGAAAUCAUUAUAUGGUAAUAAUAAUAAUAAUACUGAUAGUGAAGGUGAUGUUACAUUGAAGAGUUUAUAUUUAAAUUUGAAAGGAUCUGAAAAUAUAGAAAAUGAAUCUGGAGAACCUAGUGAAGAUGAAAUAAAUAAGACUAUUAUGAAUUUUGUGAAAUUUAAUAAAUAUCUUUUAGAUAAUUCUAAUGAUGUUAAAAAAGUUCAUGACUUUUUAGUUUUAACUAGCCAAUCUAAUGAAAGUUUAUUAGAUAAAAAAGAAAAAUUAUUCGAAAGUAUUAUAGAUCAAAUUAAAUAUUUUGAUGAAUAUUUUUUUGCAUCAGGUGGUAAAAUCAAAGUAAAAAAAGGUCAUUUAAAAUAUAACUUCCUUGAUAUUUAUAAACAACCAAUUUGUUCGACUUAUCUUCAUCUUUGUGAUAAAUACUAUGAAGCAGUUUCUAUAUAUAUAAGAUUAAAAAAUAUUUUUAAUGGUAUACCAGCUUUCUUAGAUAAAAAUUGUAGAAAAGUUAAAGGAGAAGAAUUCAAAAAUCUUAUGGAUAUGGAAUUAAAACAUGGCCGUAUUGUAGAAAAAUUUGACAAAUAUAUCAUCUCUGAUGAUUUAUAUAUUGUUGAUCUGAAACAUUUUGAUUUAAAAAAUAUAGAUAAAAUAUUGGUAUCCAAAAUUGAUGAUAUCAAUAAUCUAAAUAUGUAUGAACAUAGAGAAUCUAUGAAUCUUUCAGCUAAAAAUUUAUCAAGAUAUAUAGAUAUAAAAAGAGAACUAAAUGAUGAAAGGGCAUAUAAACAAUUAAUGUCAGCUAUCAGAAAAUAUGUAACAACACUUACUAAAGCAGAUUCAGAUAUUACAUACUUUGUUCAACAAUUGGAUGACGAAGAAAUAGAAAGAUUUCUUGUCGACUUAAAUUUCUUCUUAUAUAAUGGUUUCUUGAGAGUUACCGAAGACAAACACCUAAUCAACGCAGACGAUGUAUCACCAAGUUACAUUAAUUUAUAUAGAUCUAAUAAUAUUGUAGCAUUGUAUAUAUUAAAAACACAAUUUGAAGAAAAUAAAUUAUCAGAAUACAGAGCACAUAAAUUUUAUAGAAGAAAAAGAGUUUCUAAUAUGACCAACGAUAUGAUUAAAAAACAUUUUACUCAAACAAAUCCACUUACCAAUUUACCAACCUUAGAUAAUACUAAAUCCACUGAACAUUUCUUAAAAGUAUAUGAAAAAUUUGUAGAAAAUUUCCAACCAGAUUUUCAUGAUAUCAUGAAAAUACAACUCUUUUUUACUAUGGCCUUUAAGGACUUCAACGUCAACCAAAAUUUCACCGAGAAUUCCAAGAAAUUGUGGUUCGAUCUUUUAUAUGCCUACGACAAUUUUGGAUGGUUUUAUAUCCACCCCAAUGAAGUAAUUAACAGUAUCAAUAAAACUGAUUUUGUUAGACACGUUUUAGUGAGCAGAAAUUUCAUUUUAAAACACAAUGAUCAACUUACCUUUUUGGAGACACAAGUUGCCAAGAUAGUUGAAAUAAUAAAUUUAUCAUUGGAAGUUGACAGAUCACCAGAUUCUUUAGAUUUUUCUAUUCCUAUGAAUUUCUUUAAUCAUAAAAAUGGUUAUCACGUGAUGAAUGACGAUAAAUUAAAAUUAUUAACAAGCUAUGAAUAUAUUGAUUCUAUUGCAAAUAAUUACUUUUUCCUCAGUGAAUAUAAGAAUGAUGUUUUUAGAACAGGAAAUAAUUUUAAAUUAUAUUUCAACUUACCAAAUAUUUACAGUUUAGCAUAUCAAUUAUUUAAUGAAUUAGCUAUUAACAUUAAUGUUAUUACUAAUGUACCUUUAAAAAAAUAUUUAAAAUAUAAUGCAAGUUAUGCUUAUUUUACUUUAAUGAAUAUGAUAGGAAAAAAUCAUGAUAUCUAUUCAAAGGGUUCUCGUUUUGUUUAUGCAUCAUAUAUUUUAGGAUUAGUUUUCUUCAUUGAAUCCCACAUCGAUAUUGCUCGUCUGAAACCAAAAGAUUUCUUUUUCAUGAAACAAUCCUUACCAAUUAUUGAUCACGUUUAUCACAAGGAUCUUAAAACAUUGAAAAAGAAUUGUGCUUUAUUAACUGACUUUAUGAAAAUUAACAAGAACUCACAAAAUUAUGAAUUAACACACACUGAAGAAAUGAUUAAAAUAUUAGGUUUAUUGACUGUCGUGUUAUGGGCAAAAGAAGGAAAGAAAUCAGUAUAUUAUGAUGAUGAUGUUAGUUUAUAUAGAAAAUUAAUGGUCAGCUGUGUUUUCAACGGAGGAGAAACCCUUCAAGAAAAAUUGGCUAACAACAUUGAUAAGUCAUGUGAUAUUUCUCAAUACGGCAUAAAAUCUAAACAUUUAAAAGACAUUAUUGAUAUAAACUUAAGUAUACAUAAAUGGAAUCCAGCUGAAAUUGAGAAAUUAGCCUAUUCCUUUGUUUUAUCUUGCAAGAUGCAAAAAUUAAUGUAUAAACCAAUGAACGUUGAGAAAUUACCUUUAGAAGAUUAUUACAAAUUACCCUUAGCCCCAGAUAUGGUAAAGACAUAUCACUGUUAUAAAUUAGGAAAACAAGCAGCUAAAUUAUUAGAAUCUAUCAUUUUAAAGAAAAAAUUCGUCAGAUUUAGAGUUAAUGAUGCUAUUGAUGUAUAUGAUUUCUUUUAUAUAAAGAAAGUUGUAUCUAGUCGUAUUAAGAAAGAAUAUAACGAAUUUUUACAAGAUAAAAGAGCAUUUGAAAAGAAAGAAAUUCAAACAAUUCUAAACAACAGUCCAUUCUCAGAAGAACAAACAAUGAAAUUAAUAAAUAGUUAUGAAUGUCACUGGUUUACUAGUUACGAAAAUUUCAGAAUCUUAUGGAUGCACGCAUCAA
Messenger RNA from Plasmodium gaboni, 3151 nucleotides. RefSeq names its product high molecular weight rhoptry protein 2. The annotation marks the transcript as partial. Lineage: Eukaryota; Apicomplexa; Aconoidasida; Haemosporida; Plasmodiidae. The transcript has 7 exons. The record is from RefSeq and is a predicted model, not a curated record.